This is a messenger RNA of Cooperia oncophora, 297 nucleotides long. NCBI's taxonomy places the organism in Eukaryota, Metazoa, Nematoda, Chromadorea, Rhabditida, Trichostrongylidae. The record is from the annotation of a GenBank genome assembly.
AUGGAUGUUAUGGACUUGCUAAAGAUGGACACGAAAACAUUCUUUCCUAUCGCUGCAGAACAGCUGAUCUCAUUUGCUUGUCCUCAGCAAGCAGUUUUCCCUAGUGCUGAGACAUCAGAGUUAAAUGGUGUCAAGAAAGAAGUUCAUGAAGAACCUGACAUGGUUGAGCAAAAAGCUUACUCAGGCCCGUCUAGAAGUGAUUGUGAUGUAUAUGGACACGAUAAUGGUAAUGACGAGCAUGAAAUGAAAUGCGAGACCUUUAUGGAUUCCGAUGGCCAUGUGGUUCACUUUUUCUAG